Molecule: messenger RNA, 4387 nt
Organism: Cydia pomonella (codling moth)
Lineage: Eukaryota; Metazoa; Arthropoda; Insecta; Lepidoptera; Tortricidae
Product: acyl-CoA synthetase short-chain family member 3, mitochondrial
Exons: 12
Coding region: 2298-4346 (682 amino acids)
Source: RefSeq, a predicted model, not a curated record
ACUGAAUAAACUACCUAGAUGUAAGAUUAUUUGCAAUGCCCUAACAGGGUGCCAUGUGUUUUUACACUCUUUAAUGUAACAACUAUUACGUACCAUGGUUUCGCAAUAAAGAUGUCUAUACUAUUCUAAAAAAAUGUAUUAUCCUUCCACAAGUAUCGACACAAAAAACAGAAAAAGAAAGCAUUUAUGCAAUUCGUUUAUUGUCCGACGUAAACAAGACCGUAAGUAAUGAGUGCUAAGAGGAGAGUGCAUUUUAAAAAUGGUUGAUCUCUAACAGCGCUCUGUUGCUAAGUUGCUAUCGGGGAAGCCUGGUAAAAGCUAAUCUUAGAUUGCGCUCUCGAUGAUGGUAGGAACUGCUUUUGUAGGGAUUUUACAUUAGUUGCCUUCCCCAUUACAGCAAUUCCAUUUUUUACGGUAAUAAGAGUACUAUAGGACUUACUGACCCUUUCUUGCACUUAAAUGAAAGGUAAUUAAAUUUCGUAAACUUCAUUCAUUGCAAUUUAUCUUAUAGCAUGCAUGACCUGUUCUGCCGAUAUUGGGCUUAAAAUAUAUAUAGGCAAAACGAUUUUAUUUUUAAAUAAACCCUUUUUUAGGGUUCCGUAGUCAACUAGGAACCCUUAUAGUUUCGCCAUGUCAGUCUGUCUGUCUGUCUGUCUGUCCGAGGCUUUGCUCCGUGGUCGUUAGUGCUAGAAAGCUGAAAUCCGGCAUGGAUAUAUAUCAAUAAAGCCGACAAAGUCGUACAAUAAAAUCUAAAAAUUUAAUUUUUUUGAGGGUACCUCCCUUACACGUAAAGUGGGGGUGUGUUUUUUUUUGCUUCAACCCUACAGUGUGGGGUAUCGUUGGAAAGGUCUUUCAAAACUAAUAGGGGUCUUCAAAAAACAUUUUUUGAUAUAGUGAAUAUAUUCGGAGAUAAUCGCUCCGAAAGAAAAAAAAAUUGUGUCCCCCCCCUCUAACUUUUGAACCAUAGGUCCAAAAAUUAUGAAAAAAAUCGUGGAAGUAGAGCUUAAGAAAGACAUUAAAUGAAAACUAUAGCGGACAUGAUCAGUUUAGCUGUUUUUGAGUUAUCGCAAAAAGUUCCCCCUUCAUAGUAAAAAGACUUACUUUACCUAAUUAGGUACCGAUUAUGCAAAUUUGCCUAUUUGUUUAACUCGCGUGAAAGGUACCGUUUCAUCCCUUGGUUAAUUUACUAUAAUUUAAGCUCCAGUUUAGCUUAUUGUGACGGAAGAGUAACUACGGAACCCUACACUGAGCGUGGCCCGACAUGCUCUUGGCCGGUUUUUUAAAGCCUCAUAUCUCAGGAACUAUGCACAGCGCCAUAAAUGAGCUAACAUUUUUUCAAAUUUAAUUUACUUUCAACAUUUCAUAGCAAGUUUUGACCAAAAACCCAUAGUUAAAAUAAUUACGCAGGGAGCACCAUUUUACGGUACGAGAAAAAAGCUGAUUUUUAAUUAUAUUAUCACCUCAACAGCUCGAACAAGCCUACUUUCGUCACUCCAGGGAGUGAGACAAAGUAGCUUUUUAAUUUAAUGAAGGCUAUGAAUACAGGAAUAUUUCUAGAAGCUUUCGUCAUAAAGAUGAUGCCUUUCAUUCAUGAACGUAAAUAAAUGUGGUUAACUUUACUUGAUGUUGAAUUUUUUAAACCUUUUACAUAUAUGUUCUCACUACUGAGGUGAAAAGUUGUAUGUGUCACACGAGAGCAAAGUUAUUUUACAUCUCGUGUUUUUGAGUCUUUCGCUUACUCGGGACUCAAAAUCAACACUGGCAAGAAAAACCAACUUACCUCUCAUGUUGCACAAAUAACUAUUUAAAUCUUAAUCAGAUAGGACGGACUACACAGCAUGUUAAACUAAUAACAGUUUUUUUUAGUGUAAGUUAAUGAAUACUAUCCGUCCAUCUCCAUAUCCGGAGCAUAGCCCUACUUAAAAAAAUUAAAGCAAGUGCGCGCUGAAACGUACUCCUUGUAUUAUAAAUAAGUUUCACAAUCGAAGUGAAAAGAAGCGAUAAGUGAUAAUGUGAUUGCAGCGAUUCUGUACACCAUACUCAUUUCACGUAUUCAGAAAGAGAACAUGUGAAACAAUUUCAAUUGCACUUAAGUCAUUUGCUACUAAUGCGGUAGAUAGAUAUCCACUUAGGUAGUUGUAUCGUUAUAAACUUUAACGUCAACCUCUUUUCAGUAAACUUAUUAAAUAAUUCAGUAGGGGCACAGGUCGUGGUAUAAUGGAGUAUUAUUGAUUCCAAGUCACAUUGUUCAUGUGGCAGUGCUCGCGCGACACCCGAAGUGAUUGGGUACCGUAACCAUGUAUCAGGAAACCGAUGGAGUCACCUCCAAGAUCGAGAAGAACAAAUUCGAGUCUUCUAUCAGUGAGCUGAAGAAGAAGGCGUUUGUGUCUGCUGCUGACAUAGAGAGCUAUGGGGAGAGCGGUGUGACGGAGAAAUAUCAAACAGCGUACCAUCGCUCCCUAGUGGAUCCCGAGGGAUUCUGGGCCGACGUGGCAAAAGAGAUUGAGUGGGCUAAGCCUUGGGACAAGGUUCUGGAUCACUCCAAUCCUCCAUUUACAAAAUGGUGGGUUGGCGGCGAGUUGUCCGUCUGUCACAACGCUAUCGACCGGCAUGUGGAGAAAGGCCAAGGCGACAGCGUAGCCCUGGUACACGACUCCCCGCUCACGGACACAGUGAGGCGCAUUACGUACAGUGAGAUGAUGGACCAGGUAUCUCGCUUAGCCGGGCAACUGUCGGAGCUAGGAGUGACGCGAGGGUCCCGCGUCCUGAUCUACAUGCCACUGAUCCCAGAGGCAGUCAUCGCUAUGUUGGCGACCAACCGCAUCGGAGGCAUCCAUUCUGUGGUAUUCGGAGGAUUUGCGGCUAGAGAGUUGAGAACAAGAAUUGAGCACGCGGAACCCACUGUUAUUAUUGCAGCCAGUUGUGGAGUUGAACCAAAUAAAAUUGUUAGAUACAAAGAUAUCUUAGACGAGGCACUAUGUCAAAGCUCACACCAGCCCUUGAAGUGCAUUAUUUACCAGCGGCGAAGAGUUCUUGAGUGUUCUCUUGAAAAAGGCAGGGACAUGUGCUGGAAAGAGGCACUUGAAGGCGAACCAGUGCCAUGCGUGCCUGUGGAGGCAAAUGAACCCUUAUACAUCCUGUAUACUUCUGGAACUACUGAUGCUCCAAAAGGUGUCCAACGCCCAUGUAGCCAUGCAGUUACGCUUUGUUGGUCCAUGAGCACGAUAUAUGGCUUAAAAAAAGGUGUUUGGUGGGCGGCUUCUGACCUUGGUUGGGUAGUAGGUCAUUCAUAUAUAUGUUACGGCCCCCUACUUGCCGGUCUGACUACUGUUUUGUACGAAGGCAAGCCGGAUCGGACACCCGAUCCAGGACAGUAUUUCAGGAUAAUAGAACAGCAUCGAGUAAAUGCGUUAUUUACAAUCCCCACCGCAAUUCGUGUGCUGAAGAGGGCCGAUCCCAACGCCAAAUACGCUAGGAGAUAUUGUAGUCAGUCUUUGAAAUCAGUAUUUAUUGCCGGAGAACAUUGCGACCAAGACACACGUCAAUGGGCAGAACGCAUAUUUUCAGUGCCUGUGCUAAACCACUGGUGGCAAACAGAAACAGGGUCAGCGAUUACUGCUGCCUGUCUCGGGUAUGGCAUCAAAUCAGUACCGCCACAUUCCGCUGGAUACCCUGUUCCAGGAUACGAUAUGUAUGUUCUAAGAGAAGACGGUUCAGAAUGUCAAACGGGCGAAGUUGGUAGAUUAGUCGCAAAGCUUCCUCUGCCUCCUGGGUUUGCCUCGACACUCUGGCAAGCAGAUGACAGAUUUAAGAAGACAUACUUCGAGUCGUAUCCAGGUUACUACGACACACAAGAUGCUGGUUGGAUAAGUGCAGAAGGAGCCGUUUGGGUUGUAGCCCGUGCAGAUGACAUCAUUAACGUAGCCGGUCAUAGACUAUCGACUGCAGCUAUUGAAGAUGUUGUGCUAAAGCACGCUAGGAUAGCAGAUGCUGUUGUCGUAGGUGCCCCUGAUGCUACCAAGGGCGAUGUGCCUCUAUGCCUUUACGUGAUGAGACCACCCCAAGAUGAUGAAGAAAUAGUAGCUGAAAGUACAGUAACCCAGGAACUUAUCGCAUUAGUUCGCCAUCUGAUUGGGCCAAUAGCAGCGUUUAGGAAAGCAGUUGCAGUCCCUGCGCUACCACGGACUAGGUCUGGCAAAGCGCUUAGAGGAGCAAUUGCAAAAUUAGCUAGAUCACAAUUAGUGCGACUGCCAGCAACAAUUGAAGAUGCAAGUGUAUUUGUUGAGAUAAAAAUUGCAUUGCAAAAGUUUGGAUAUGCCAUCGAUGCACCCGAUCCUGAAGUUUAAGAAAAUACCAUGUAUCUUUCUUUCAAUCUUGAUGAUUAGAG